Messenger RNA from Cinclus cinclus, 831 nucleotides. It is a transcript of the gene ERP27, whose product is annotated as endoplasmic reticulum protein 27. NCBI's taxonomy places the organism in Eukaryota, Metazoa, Chordata, Aves, Passeriformes, Cinclidae. The record is from RefSeq and is a predicted model, not a curated record. The transcript is spliced from 7 exons. Gene Ontology annotation, biological process: protein folding; response to endoplasmic reticulum stress. Bases 1 to 831 code for a protein of 276 amino acids. Gene Ontology annotation, cellular component: endoplasmic reticulum.
AUGGCGAGGAGAAGGCAAGCUGAUACCGUGGGCACAUCUAUCUUCCCGUGCCUCUUUGUUAUCCUGCUUACCAGGUGCUCCCCAGUGGGGUGUGCUGGAGGGAGUAACUCUGCAUCCCACAGCACAGAGAAACCUAUCCUGCUAAACAGCAUCGCAGAUGCCGAAGCCUUCGUCAGCGGUGCAGAGGUGGCAGUCAUUGGAUUCUUCCAGGACCCGCAGAGCCCCGAAGCGGAGCAGUUUCGCCUGGCGGCCGGACAGGUGCCGGAGGUGCCCUUCGGGCUCAGCAGCAGCGCCGCCGUCCUGUCCCACUACGGCGCCCCGGCGAACACUGUCGCGCUGUUCCGCACGGUCGACGAUGACCGGCGGGAUCUGGAUAUGAACAGCAGAGAGGUUGAUGCCAAGAAGCUGACUCGCUUCGUCCGGAUCAAUGAGCUCCGCCUGGUGACAGAGUACGACCCUGUGACAGCAAUAGGUGUGAUGCAGAGUUCAGUCCAGUUCAACCUCCUCCUGAUCACAGACAAGAUGUCUCCAAAGCACCCCGAGCGAAUGCGCAAGUUUCGGGCGGCGGCAGAGCUCUACAAGGGGAAGAUUCUCUUUAUCCUCUUAGACAGCAAUUUGAAGAGCAAUGAACGAGUGUUGUCAUACUUCCAACUGAAGAAGUCCCAGCUGCCAGCUCUGGCUGUAUUCCACACACCAGAUGAUCAGCACGAUGUGUUGACUGUGGGUGAAAUCUCCACUGAGCGUGUACAGGACUUCUGUAAUCGUUUUCUACAAAGAAUGCAGAAGAAAGAAGACAAAUCUGAGGAGAAGUCCCUCAAUGAAGAGCUCUGA